This is a messenger RNA of Daucus carota subsp. sativus, 1307 nucleotides long. RefSeq names its product NEP1-interacting protein-like 1. The record is from RefSeq and is a predicted model, not a curated record. Lineage: Eukaryota; Viridiplantae; Streptophyta; Magnoliopsida; Apiales; Apiaceae. The coding region runs from base 330 to 1046 and encodes 238 amino acids. The transcript is spliced from 4 exons.
AUCAUGUGGAUGAUUUGAACCCAUCAACUAACACUGAAAAUUGUCAAAAGAAGCUCCCUUUUCUCCAAGUAACACAAAAUUGUAAAAAGAUGGCAACUUGAGUACUACUGUAGUAGCUUGUUACUUUAAACCACAAAUUACAAAGUAUUAAAUCUGGUUCCCUAAGUGUAUAUAUAUGCAUCUAUAGAAAGAUAUGCAAGUUGGUGUAUCGUUUCUUUUCUUUCUCAAGUAGGGACCAAGCAUUUCUCAUUAGUCUCCACUUUUCUUCAACCAAACAUUUUAUUUUUCAUAAACACACCUUGAAGAUCAGUGACUUGUUUUAACUGAAGAUGGAGUUUUGUGCUUACCCUUCUCAUUCUUUGCAGCCUUUUCCUCCGGCUUCUUCGGUUUCUUUUGGUGAUGCUGUGAUCAGGGUUAAAGAAUAUGCAAGCUCUGCUGUUUCUGUGAUUCUGGGCAAUGUUUUUUCUGUCAUUUUCACUUUUCUCUUUGCAUCAGGGACUUUCUUAGGGGCCAUGACUGGGGCUUUGAUAGGCCAAGAGACAGAGAGUGGUUUUGCUCGGGGGGCUGCUGUCGGAGCCAUAUCUGGUGCUGUUUUCUCUAUUGAGGUUUUCGAGUCAUCUCUGACUCUCUGGCAUUCUGAUGAGUCUGGACUUCGCUGUGUUCUGUACUUGAUUGAUGUUCUGGCAAGCCUAUUAAGUGGUAGACUCGUUCGUGAACAAAUUGGUCCAGCCAUGUUAAGUGCAGUGCAAAGUCAGAUGGGAGCUGUUGAAACACAUUUCGAUGAGGCAGAAAACAUUUUUGAUACAGGAGGGUCCGAUGGGUUGGCAGGAGAUUCGGUUGACAGAAUUCCCAAGGUAAGAAUCACAAAGGAAAACAACAUGGAUGCCACUGGUGAAAAAGUGUGUUGUUCAGUUUGCCUUCAGGAUUUUCAGCUAGAAGAGACCGCAAGAAGUUUACCUCAGUGUCAUCAUCUAUUUCAUCUACCUUGCAUCGAUAACUGGCUGGUGAGACACGGCUCAUGCCCAUUAUGCAGGAGGGAUCUAUGAUAAGCUUAUUACUAGCAGUACUAAUAUUGCAAGAAGAGAGCUCUGUGAUGGCUUAUUUCGGGUAUCAGGUUUUGUUCUAUAUGUCACCGCGGUGCUGUGUAUGUGUACAUACUCCGUUAUUACAGUUUACUCAGAUCUAGCUAGUUUAAAAAUUCGCACAAUGUAGAAAAUAUAGAUAUGUGUAUCUUUGACUCGUGUUUGCUAAAUGCCUAGCCUGCAUCUCUAUAUAGUAUAUGCACAUGAACAAGAUUUUGGGUGUAA